Molecule: messenger RNA, 2516 nt
Organism: Anastrepha obliqua
Lineage: Eukaryota; Metazoa; Arthropoda; Insecta; Diptera; Tephritidae
Product: G-box-binding factor-like
Exons: 3
Coding region: 1460-2263 (267 amino acids)
Source: RefSeq, a predicted model, not a curated record
UUCACUACAUUUUUGUCGAAUCGUCGUUGAGUAUUGGUGGACGUGUCGCGUGUACGCGUUGUUUGCGUGAAAUUAGUAAAGCAGAGUUUGGUAUCUAUUAUUAAAAAUAUAGUGUAAAGCAAAAAAACCAAAGUAUACCUAGCUACGUACACUUUAAUUUACACAAAUAUACUCAAAAUAUAUGUACGAAUAUUAAAACAAAAGUUUCGUAACCUAGACGUACUCGUACAUACACGGUUGUCGGUCGGUCGCAAAGUCAUAGUUGAUAAAAUUUUCACAAUAUCGAAAACCACAAGUUACGUUAUGGUUAAUAGUGAAACAAUUGAAAAGUAUGUAAAUUUAGAAAUAUGAAUACCUAAAAAGUCGUAUACCGACCAAAAUUAUAGUUAUUUGACAAGUUGAAUAUCUGAGAAAAUAAAAAAUCAAGUAAAUGGUGAACAAAUGUAGCUGUGAGAGCUAUUGGAAAGGCGGAUACGGCUAAGAGUGUAGAAUGUAGUUAAAAAAAUAAGUAAAAACAACGAACAAAGUGAUUGUGAAGCUUCAAUUGCAAAUGUUUGUAUUGCAUUUUCAGCUCUUGGUUUGAGAAAGUGCAGCAAAGGUACAACACAACAAGACCGGAGCAGUCAUUACUGCGCACAGAGUGACUAUGCUUGUUCUUCAACUUUGGUUUCAAAUUUAGUGUUAAACAAACAAAAAAUAAAUCGAAUUGUAAAUAUUAUAAUAUAUUCAGUAAAUUAUAUUAGUAAUUUAAACGAAAAAAAAAUAUCUUAAAUACACUAGUAACCCUUAAAGUACACAGAUUAAAACGACACUAAUACGAUUUGAAAAAUCUUACCCUUAAGUUUUAAUCCAACAAAAUAAAACAAACAAAAUAAACAAAAAAAAAUACGAUGUAAACAAAAUGGAAAAAAGUUAAUAUCAACGUCAGCAGCGUUAAAAUUGCCAACAGAUAAAUUAAAAAUAAAAACCAAACUCAAACUGAGUCGAGAAUAUAUCGAGUAAUAUACAUACAUACAUAUGUACAUUUGCAAACAAAAUAACGGAGCAAAGAUAUAAAAUCAAAAGGAAAUGCCGGCAGCAUAAAAAGUAAAUAAAUAAACAUAAAGAAUACGAAUGACGAAUGAAAUUGUUGCUGCAGCGGCGUUACCAAUUGACGUACACACACCGACAGCUGACAGCAAAACAAGUCUGAGUGGAAAGACAACAAUAACAACACCACCAUCAACUGCACUUUUGGCAGUGAGACCCAAGCGUGCAAAUCGCUGUGGAGGACGUUUAGCGAAAUUGAAUUCGACAACGGCAACAACAACAAAUUGUUAUAAUUCGUACGAACGCGAUACGGCGCAUCGACCAACACUUUCAACGGCAAUAACAGCGACCGACGAGUAGACGUGGCGAUUUCAUUGUAUUGCAUUUAGAUUGCAAAGAAUUUUUGCAUUACAUCGGUUAGCGAAUACAAAUGAAAACGUCGUUUGUGAACGCGUCCGAUUUCGACUACUCCAGUCGCCCCGUGUACGAGGGCGAACAACGGCGCGUACUUCAAUACGAGCAGGAACUGCACCAGCAGCAGCAACAGCUGCGGCAGGAGCAAGUGCAAGUAGAGCAAGACGAGGCCCUGCAUCAGCAGCAAGAACAAGAACAUACUCAUAACCAUCAGUCGCCAUAUUUGCAUCAUAAUCAUCAACAACGGUCUCGUCAGCAGCAGAGACAUCAGGACGACAAUCAGUCGCAAUCGCAACAGAGAUCGCACCAUUGGCAACAACAACAAGCAAGGUCUGCCGCUACCGCAUCAACAAUUGUUUAUCCAUCCUCGUCGCAUAUAAAACACUCGCCGAGUAGUUUUAUUGACGCUGAUAAAAAACAACCACAACAACAACAGUAUUCUAAUCGACGUGAGAGUACAGUCAUUACUGAAGCUAAAGUAGAGAGCAGAGACAACGCGAGCGGUACUCGUAAUUUAGCACAGAGUGUUAUUUAUAUCGACGACAGUAAUUGCGAUCAGCCUCAGGAUCAGAGACAGCCACUAAAAGAGAGCAACGACGAUAAUAGUAUCAACAAUAGCAACGUAAGCAACAGUAAGUUUGUAAAUAAUAAAAACGGUGCAAGUGUACCCAAUACUACGACAAAAAAGCAGCAAGCGUCAACAAUACGUUAUCCCGGAGCAGCCGAGUCUAGCAAAUAUCAACAGCACCAAAGGCAGCAGUUGCAGCAACAAAAAUCGUCGAGUAAACGCAAACGCGAAACAGCAAGUACUGAAAUCUAACCCGCAAACCAAGCGCAGCCUAACAACACACACAUGCCAAGCUAAAAAGUAACACAACUGAGUGGUGAAAGGGGGAGCAAGAUUCAUCGUUAAUUUAUAUGUUCAAUAACUUCUGUGCGUCGAUACCGAUGUCGCUGAUAUUUAUUUAUACUAUUUCACGAAAAGCAAUAGCGUUGGAGUCAUCAAAGUCAUCGUUAACAAAACCGACUACAAUGUUGGGGUUGGCGUUGACGUUGACGUUGACGACGACUGU